UGCAUGGCUCACCACGGCCACACUCUGCCUUUGUUUUGUUUUGAUAUCUCCACUGAAAAGCAUUUAAAUUGGUUCGAAUCCUGAGCAAAAUUAUGUCGUACGCCGGCUAUAGCCAGCUGCCCAGUGGCAGCGACCAGGAGCGCAGGCAGGCGCAGCUCGCGGCCAGCACCUACGACGUACUGCAGCGGACGACAGACAGUAUCCAGCGAUCCAACCAGAUUGCCAUCGAAACGGAGAACAUGGGGGCGGAAGUGCUGGGUGAACUGGGCGAGCAAAGGGAAUCGCUGCUGCGCACCACCCGCCGCCUGGAGGACGCCGACCAGGAUCUGUCCAAGUCGAGGAUCAUCAUCCGGAAGUUGAGCAGGGAGGUGCUCUACAACAAGAUCAUCCUGAUCCUGAUCAUCAUCCUGGAGGUGGGCAUACUCGUCGGCUUGCUGGUGCUGAAGUUUGCUCACCUGUGAGCCCAUGCCACUAUAUUCCAAAGUAAUAGUCACGAAACAGGCGAAGGACUAUGUCUAUGUAUUAAUCGUUACGAAUGCUUUGCCCUAGAUAAUAAGUAUAUAAAUGUAUAUAACGCAACGAAGAAAUAUAUACUCUGAGAAAAAAAACAA
Molecule: messenger RNA, 611 nt
Organism: Drosophila teissieri
Lineage: Eukaryota; Metazoa; Arthropoda; Insecta; Diptera; Drosophilidae
Gene: Vti1b
Product: vesicle transport through interaction with t-SNAREs homolog 1A
Exons: 2
Coding region: 93-461 (122 amino acids)
Biological process (GO): Golgi to vacuole transport; intra-Golgi vesicle-mediated transport; vesicle fusion with Golgi apparatus
Cellular component (GO): endoplasmic reticulum membrane; Golgi apparatus; SNARE complex
Molecular function (GO): SNAP receptor activity; SNARE binding
Source: RefSeq, a predicted model, not a curated record